Phlebotomus papatasi is the source of this 1792-nucleotide messenger RNA. RefSeq names its product metallophosphoesterase 1 homolog (gene PGAP5). The record is from RefSeq and is a predicted model, not a curated record. Gene Ontology annotation, molecular function: hydrolase activity. Lineage: Eukaryota; Metazoa; Arthropoda; Insecta; Diptera; Psychodidae. The transcript has 2 exons. Gene Ontology annotation, biological process: GPI anchor biosynthetic process. The coding region runs from base 1 to 1119 and encodes 372 amino acids.
AUGGGAGAAGGGAAUGCCCGCCGGAAAAUGAAAUUCAGGAGAUUCCUGACCAAAUUGGGGGUGAGUUUGUUCUGUUUGUUGUUCUUCUGCGAGUAUGUCUUCUAUUACAUCGUUAUCAGUCAGUGCUCCUGGCCAGAUAUCCAGAAGAAUGACCAGAAUCCCCCGUUGAAAGUGAUGCUACUGGCUGACACACAUCUUCUGGGACCCUAUCGUGGUCACUGGUUUGACAAACUCCGCCGGGAAUGGCAAAUGUACAGGAGUUUCCAAACAGCUGUAGAACUCUUUCGUCCGGAAGCUGUCUUCAUCCUGGGAGAUCUCUUCGACGAGGGCAAAUGGGUGACAGACCCAGAGUUUUCCAACUACGUAGAGAGAUACCAAAACCUCUUCUCCGUCCCAGAUUCCACAAAACUCAUCGGAAUUGUCGGGAAUCACGACAUCGGAUUCCACUAUGAGGCUCGCCAGAGACUCACCAGGCGCUUCGAGGAGAAUUUUCACACCACCGGAGUAUCCCUAUUGACCCUCAGGGAUAUUCACUUUGUCCUCGUCAAUAGCAUUGCAAUGGAAGGGGAUGGAUGCAAUCUCUGUUCAGAAGCAGAAUCCCAGCUUAGAAACAUUUCCCGGAUCUUCCGAUGCUCCCGGAACAUUGGCAACUGCAAAGAUGUCCCAACACUCUCCUCAUACAGCAAACCCAUCCUCCUGCAGCACUAUCCACUGUACAGGGAAUCCGACAGGGAUUGCCAGGAGCAUGAUCCCAUUCCACUUGAACUCUACAGAGAACGCUGGGAAGUCCUCUCCCAGGAAUCAUCAGAUCUCAUUGGGGAAUUAAUCUCCCCGCGGAUCGCAUUCUCCGGACACUCGCACAACUACUGCAGGCUGGUCAAUCGCCUGGGAAUCAUGGAAUACACCAUUUCCAGCUUCAGUUGGAGGAACAAAAACAACCCAAAUUUCCUCCUUGCCGCAUUCACGCCAACAGAACAGGCUGUGCACAAAUGCAACAUGCCCAGGGAGUCCACAGUGAUGACAAUGUACGCUGUCGGAGGACUUCUGGCCAUCAUCCUGGCCACAAUUCAGUGGAACUGCGCGAAUAUUCUCAACCGACGCCAUACGAAAAUCUUCUGAAUCGGAACAUUCCCGAUUCGCUGUACAUAACCUCAAUUCAUCAGUGUCAACAUUUUUAUUAGUGAUAAGCGUUAUCUCUGGACAAUUUCGAGCCUAUUUUCCCUGUUUUAACCAAUCAAACGACCAAAGAGCACGCGAGGGAUUAGUCUGAAGUCUUCCAAGGAGUGCAGUGGCAACAUUUUCAGUAAGUACAGUGGAAUGAUUGUGAAAAAAACAAAAGUAGGGCACUUUAGAAAGGCAAUUUCCAUGCAACAGCCGGAAUUUGCUUAUUUUUCGGCUUUAUUUAAUUAUUUUGGUUAAAAUCAAGCUUUUGGGGGCGUUUCUCAAUGCUUGGGGGUGAUUUCUUGGCAGGGCGCGAUUUUGUUUGUCUCCAAAAAUAUUGAUUACAGUAUUGCAGCCAUUGAUUACACCAUUGUUUACAUGAAAUGUUUUUUUUCUACAUUUUUUUUAAAUAAUUAAUUUUCUAUUAAUUAUUUUAUUUUAAAAAUCAUUAGCACGUGCCAAUUAAUUUAUUGAAAAUAGUCACAAAAAAACAAAAUAAUUUUCUUAUUUUAAACAAAAAAUUACACUUUUUUUUUAUGGAUUUGUAUUUUUUAUACAAAAAAUAAAUUUAAAAAACAAGUUAGCCGGUAAAAAUUAUGUAUAUUAAUUAAAUAAAAUCAUCUUAAUUUUA